Penicillium alfredii is the source of this 1806-nucleotide messenger RNA. RefSeq names its product FACT complex subunit POB3. Gene Ontology annotation, cellular component: nucleus; FACT complex. The transcript is spliced from 7 exons. Bases 1 to 1806 code for a protein of 601 amino acids. The record is from RefSeq and is a predicted model, not a curated record. Gene Ontology annotation, molecular function: histone binding; DNA binding; nucleosome binding. Lineage: Eukaryota; Fungi; Ascomycota; Eurotiomycetes; Eurotiales; Aspergillaceae.
AUGAUGCUAUACCAAGGGAGAUGGACGGAGAGCUUCGACAACAUCUACCUAGACCUGUCGCAGCAGCCCGGAAAGUGCAAGCUUGCCGAAAGCGGCCUGGGCUGGCGCCCCUCUGGCGGUGGCGAUACUUUCACCCUCGACAGCAACAACAUCGGCGCGGCCCAGUGGAGUCGCGCCGCAAAGGGAUAUGAGUUGAAGAUUCUGUCGCGGUCAUCGGGGGUGAUUCAGUUGGACGGUUUUGAUCAAGAGGACUUUGAACGCAUGAGCAAGGCGUUCAAGAUCUGGUACGGCAUCAACGUGGAAAACCGCGAACACGCCCUUCGAGGAUGGAACUGGGGGAAGGCAGAAUUCACCAAGGCAGAGAUUUCCUUCAAUGUUCAAAACCGACCGGCGUUCGAAGUUCCCUACUCCGAAAUCUCCAACACCAACCUGGCUGGAAAGAACGAGGUGGCGGUUGAGUUUGCGCUGUCUGCCGCCGAGGCAAAUGGUGCCAAUGGACAGCCCGCUGGAAGCACUAAGAACCGAGGCCGAAAAGCAGCGGCGGGUCCCGACGAGCUGGUCGAAAUGCGGUUUUACAUUCCUGGGACGGCCGUGAAGAAGGAGAAGGCCGAGGGUGCUGAAGGCGCUGAAAAAGCCGAAGGCGAAGAAGAGGAAGAGGAGGAAGAGGCCGAGGAGCAGAACGCGGCCAACCUCUUCUACGAGACGCUUAUGGACAAGGCCGAGAUUGGCGAUGUCGCCGGCGAUACUUUUGCCACGUUCUUGGACGUUCUUCAUCUCACCCCCAGGUUUGUCCCCAUUGCCUUCCUGUUGAAAGAGGACUUGGUACUCAUGAUUUUAUUUAGGGGUCGCUUCGACAUCGACAUGUACGAGUCAUCCUUCCGGUUACGCGGUAAAACCUACGACUACAAGAUCCAAUACUCCGCGAUCAAAAAGUUCUUCUUGCUCCCUAAGAACGAUGAUACUCACACGCUUAUUGUGCUCGGAUUGGACCCUCCCCUGCGCCAGGGUCAGACCCGCUAUCCAUUCCUGGUCAUGCAACUCAAGCUGGACGAGGAGAUCAGUCUGGAGCUCAAUAUGACCGACAGCGAUAUCUUGCAAGCGCAGUACAAGGAUAAGCUGCAGUCGCACUACGAGGAGCCGAUUCACCAGGUUGUGACCAAGGUUUUCCGUGGCUUGUCUGGAAAGAAGGUGAUCAUGCCGUCUAAGGACUUUGUCAGCCACCACGGUCACCACGGAGUCAAAUGUUCGAUCAAGGCCAACGAAGGUCUGUUGUAUUUCUUGGACAAGAGUCUGAUCUUUGUUCCCAAGCCCGCCACCUACAUUCAGCUUGAGAACGUUGCGGUUGUCACGAUGUCGCGUGUUGGAGGCGCCGUCUCUGCCAGCCGCACGUUUGACAUCACGGUCAGCUUGAAGGGUGGGCUCGGAGAGCACCAGUUCAGUAACAUCAAUCGGGAGGAGCAACAACCCCUCGAAGACUUCUUCAAGUCCAAGAGUAUUCGGAUUAAGAACGAGAUGUCCGACGAUGGAUCUACUCUUCUGGCGGCUGCCCUUGAUAACGACGACAUGGGGUCGAGCGACGAAGAAGGGGCCCGACCCGACCGCGGCUCGGCGGACGAGGACUCGGAGUCUCCCGAUGAGGACUUCAAUGCCUCCUCGGAUUCGGAUGUUGCCGAGGAGUUCGAUUCGGACCACGACAGUAGCGGUGGGAGCGACGCAGAAAUGGCGGACGCGGAUGCAACAGGCGAUGAGGACGAGAUGUCGGACGGGGAGGCCCGGCCCAAGAAGAAGAGCAAGACUGCGAAAUAG